Messenger RNA from Pyrus x bretschneideri (Chinese white pear), 1687 nucleotides. RefSeq lists its product as uncharacterized. The record is from RefSeq and is a predicted model, not a curated record. Lineage: Eukaryota; Viridiplantae; Streptophyta; Magnoliopsida; Rosales; Rosaceae.
GUAAUACAGUAUUACUCUUACUUUACAAAGAGGCUGAUCAUUCCACUUGUCAUUUUGGUCAGAAAAGAGCAAAAUGAAAUCAAGUGAACUAAUCCAUCAAUUACUAAUAAGCUCUGAAUGAAUACAGUAAACACAAGUGGUCGAUGAUGUGUACCCAUUUUCCCAGGUUUAAACGAGUUGAAAUCAAGUAGAAAAAUAUAAUACAAGCACAGAGCAGGUAUGCCUAAUCUACUCGAAGAUGGUUCAGUUAGCUUGAAAAAUGUUAGUUGCAAAUUUCUAACCCACCAGCGUCAGUCCUUAAACCCCCUUAGUAUAAAACACGCACUGCAACACCCUAAUCAGUAGACAAGCAACUGAGUCUGAUGGCAAACUCUUACAAGAAGCAGGUAAGAGAGCCACCUUCAGUUCCUUUUCUAUGGGAAGAAAGGCCGGGAAUCGCCAAAAAAGACUGGAAACCGGAGUUUUCUUCGAGUUGUUCAUUUCCGCCCCCUCCGGUCAAGUUUAUAGCCUGUGUCCCGUUUGAAUGGGAAGAAAAGCCAGGAACACCGCUACCAUCUUUCUCAGAACCAACAACGGAAUCAGUAUCUCCUCUGCAGCCGCUGAUGCUUCUCACUUACCCGUCACCUCCAACAAGCGCUGCCUCUCACCAACAUUAUCAUGAUGGUAAGCAUGAAGAUUACAAUGGCGAUGGAGAAGAAAGUAUGCUUCAGUUGGAGUUUGAAGCAUUUGAUUUUGAAACAGAUGAUUCAUUUCGCUCAGCUCCUUCUCUACUCGCAAACUGUCUUGUUCCAUCCGCGGCACUUUCUACUGCUAUUCCAGCACAUGAAACCAGAGUCACCACACCAACAGAAGAUAAGCGUGAUUGGCCCGAGACACCUUCCUCACCGGCAUCAGAUUCAGGCAGCAGUACUAGCAGCUAUGCAACUGGAGCUUCAAGCCUGGUGGGGGCUUCGUUUUUGGAAUGCCUCUUUCCACUGAUUCCUGCCAAUGCUGGAUUUCUUGAAAAAACGGGGCAAUCAGACAAAACCUCUCUUGCUCCAACAGAAGCAAAUAGUACAUAUUUUGAUCGCGAAAGUAAUGGCAGUGCUAUUUUUAGGAGGCCGAGAACACUUGGAGAGCUGAUAAUGAUGAGUCGACGGAGUAGUUGCAGGAGGAAAGCUGUUCAAAUGAGAAAACACAAUUUCUCAAUGGUAAAUUUCUGUUCUUACUCUUACGUUCACUGUUGUUUUCUAAGUUUAUUUGGUUUCUAAGCUACUCCGGAACAAACAUGGCUGUACCAAAUACUAGUUUCAUAUAGAUUCAGAAAACGAAAGAGAAUUACAUAUAUCAACUGUAGGUCAUUCCUUCUGACAGCACCAAGAUUUCAUAAACUGUUACUCUUUCCUGAAUGCAUCAAUGACAGGAACUCAUGAAGAAUAAAGGUUUUGGAUGCGGUAUCUUUGGAACUGGAAUCAAGGUGAUAGAAGGGCUCUACAGCAAGAGGAAGAACUUGCCGACGCUAAAACUGAUGUGAAGAAAAACACUGCUUAGAGUUUAAGCGAGCUACGCAGCUUCCAGUCAGCCCUCCAGAUGAUGAAAAGUAUAUAGCUGUCCAAUAUGUACCAAAUUUCGUACUAUGCAAAUACCUCAAGCGAGCUACGCUUGAAUGUGUGUGUAACUUCAAUAUCAAAUCUGUGAUUAUCCACAA